GCGUAUUUAAUUGCUACAUCMGGAUUAGCAUUUCUCCCCUGCCUUUUGAAGAAGGAGGAUGGAGAAAGACACGAAGAUCAGAGCCGUCCCACCUGUCUGCGACCUCCUGAGCGUCCUGAAAAAGGAGGAAGAAAAUUGUGCUGAGAUUCUCUACCUAGAGGCAAAGAACAGGACGCCUGAAAGCAAUCUGCUGUUGGGUGCAGGCAGAUGUGCUGGAAUGUGGGAUAACAUGAGCUGCUGGCCUUCAUCUGUGGUGGGACAGACUGUUGAUGCUCAGUGCCCCAGAUUCUUCCAGAUGUUGACAGGGAAAAAAGGUUUUGUCUAUCGAAACUGUACUAGCGAGGGUUGGUCAGCCCCAUAUCCAAGACCUGAUAUUGCCUGUGGUUACAACGUAGAUGACACCGUGAAUGAGGCAAGACGUUCCUAUUUCACGACUCUGAAGACCAUGUACACUGUUGGAUACUGCACCUCCCUCGUGACGCUGUUCAUAGCCUUAGUGAUCCUGGCCUCUUUCAGGAGACUUCGCUGUACAAGGAACUACAUCCACAUGCAUCUGUUUGUGUCGUUCAUCCUGCGAGCCUCAUCAAACUUCAUCAAGGAUGCUGUUUUGUUUUCCUCCGAAGACACCAGUUACUGYGGGGUGUACACGGCUGGAUGUAAACUCACGAUGGUCUUCUUUCAGUAUUGCAUCAUGGCCAACUACAGCUGGCUCCUUGUAGAGGGGCUCUACCUCCACACUCUCCUGGUCAUUUCUUUCUUCUCAGAAAGAAAGUUUCUCUGGUGGUUCAUCGCUCUUGGAUGGGGUACCCCAACUGUGUUUGUGGUGGCAUGGGCCAUGGCCAGGCAGUUCCAUGAAAAUAUUGGGUGUUGGGACGUUAACACUGAUGCCAAUACCUGGUGGAUCAUUAGAGGCCCUAUAGUUUUGUCUAUUUUUAUUAACUUCAUUCUUUUUGUCAACAUUUUAAGAAUUUUGAUGAGGAAGCUCAGCUCACCCGAAGGCAGGAGCGGGGAUAUCAACCAGUACAAGAGACUCGCCAAGUCCACCCUCCUCCUCAUCCCGCUCUUCGGCAUUCACUACAUCAUCUUUGCUUUUUUUCCUGAAGAUGCAAGUAGUGGYGCAAUGGAAAUUCAGCUGUUUUUUGAAUUAGCUCUUGGAUCAUUCCAGGGCUUUGUCGUGGCUGUACUUUACUGUUUUCUGAAUGGAGAGGUGCAGCAGGAGGUGCAGCGCAAAUGGAGGCAGUGGCACCUGAGCCAGCGCUUGCGGCAGCCGCUGAGCGCCUCGGGCAGCACCGGCGCCAGCGGCUGCACCCAGGAGCUGCCCGGCGCCAGGGGGAUCCCGCCGGAGCCCCGCGCGCUGUAG
Nothoprocta perdicaria is the source of this 1360-nucleotide messenger RNA. It is a transcript of the gene SCTR, whose product is annotated as secretin receptor. The coding region runs from base 59 to 1360 and encodes 433 amino acids. Gene Ontology annotation, cellular component: plasma membrane. Gene Ontology annotation, biological process: cell surface receptor signaling pathway; adenylate cyclase-modulating G protein-coupled receptor signaling pathway; brain development. The transcript is spliced from 13 exons. The record is from RefSeq and is a predicted model, not a curated record. Gene Ontology annotation, molecular function: G protein-coupled peptide receptor activity; secretin receptor activity; peptide hormone binding. Lineage: Eukaryota; Metazoa; Chordata; Aves; Tinamiformes; Tinamidae.